CUCCAUCUGUGUCCAGUGCGCGGAUUAGACGCUUAUUAUCCUCUUAGCUCUAAAUGGCCCCACGUUCCUUGCACUUGGUUGUGAGGCUCAUCUGUUGUCUAAGAGGCGAAUCGGAGCGUGGCACGACAUCGAUCAUGCGUAAAAAUGACCGUGGCCACCAUUCAUCGGUGUUUGCGAGGACGAAUUGACGGCGGGAUUUGUCGUCCAUCGUCUGUCAGAGCGCAUCUCCGGGGCUCGGUCACUAGGCUGCUCGUCCGUUCAUGACCCACCCCACUGAUCUUUUGCAGCCUGUAAUCUUAUCAGUGUCAAAGCGUAGCUGCCCUUUCCCCCACGGACAGAUCCCGUGCGUCUUUGGAGGGCGUUUGUCUCCAAAUUUGGAAGAGAGACGAGCUUUCAUCUGAGACAGCUUCCGCACCAGCUGAGCAUUUACUUAUCGAUAAAGUUGCGCUUUUGGAUGUGUCCUAAAAUGUGGAUUUGACCAAGUGAAACUAUGGAUCCUACAUGUAAAGAGAAGCGUCUGCUAUGUUUACUUUUCUUUGCUAUCUGCUCUGCCAGCGUUUGCUUUGGUGCCAGAAGAUCAAAUGCGCGGAGAUCUGCCAAGCUCUUGAAUCGUCUGAGUCCUCCAUUGGACAUCCAGCUGGAGACCCUCAAUUGCAGCGCCUUCAGUGUGCGAUGGAAAAUGCCCCGCAGACAUGUCAGCACGAUCACUGGAUACAAGGUCUUUUACACAGAGAUGAAAAAUGGCCGCCCAGUUAGUACGACAUCCAUCAUGGAGGUUCCGCUAAGUUUGGACAUGCUAACCACU
Poecilia latipinna (sailfin molly) is the source of this 805-nucleotide messenger RNA. RefSeq names its product pikachurin-like. NCBI's taxonomy places the organism in Eukaryota, Metazoa, Chordata, Actinopteri, Cyprinodontiformes, Poeciliidae. Gene Ontology annotation, molecular function: protein binding. The record is from RefSeq and is a predicted model, not a curated record. The transcript is spliced from 4 exons. The annotation marks the transcript as partial.